AAAAGACACACACACACAACACAAGAAGUACACCUGUCUUGUGUCAAGUUCACGUUAAUCUCUUAGAAUAAAACAAGAUGGGAGAUAGUAUGAGAAAAAGCACAUGUGUAAAUAUGUAUGAUAGGUCCCUAAGCUGCACAGCAGCGACGGACAAAACACUGUAAACCAAAUAGACUCUAACAAAAAUAAACUGAAAUAAAUACAAAGCAAAAAAUAAGAAUUUGUAUUUUGCAGAGCUGACAAAAAUACAGGAAGAAGAUGUUGCACACCCAGGAGAAGCAAAAGAAGGUUUGGAAGGAGAAAAGCUAGGUCUGUACCUGAUCGACCAGGAGCGAGUUUGGUAUCAGGAAGUUCUUCAUAAAUCUCACUUCCCCUUUUCUCUCUUUCUACUUAACAGCACGUAUUGUUUCCUAAUGAAUAACCAACUGUACCCCGUCUAUCCCCCACCUCAUAUCACUGAAGGUGAACAAGAAAAAUACAGAAAUGCACUGAAAAAGAAGUCCUGGCAAAUCUGGCAGAAUUCACGGCCUGGAGCCAGUGAACACGUCCACAUUUUCACACGGAGAUAUGAGGCCCUGGUCCCAUUCUGCAAUCCUCAAGUGCCCACAGGGCCGUUUCCUCACACCGUGGUCCUGCACGGUCCUGCUGGCGUCGGGAAAACCACAGUGGCAAAGAAGCUGAUGCUGGACUGGACCCAGGACGGCCUGGCCCAGGCCGUCCACUCCGCCUUCUAUCUCAGCUGCAAGGACCUCAGCCACAGGGGGACGUGCACGUUUGCAGAGCUGAUCGCCGCGGCCCAGCCGGGUGCGCGGGAGGCCGUUCCGCAGCUCCCGGCCCGAGCCCAGGAGAUCCUGCUCGUCGUCGACGGCUUCGAGGAGCUGCGGGUGCCCUCGGGGGCCCUCGUCCGUGACCUGUGUGGCGACUGGAAGCAGCCGAAGCCGGUGGCCGUCCUCCUGGGGAGUCUGCUGAGGAGGAAGAUGCUGCCCAGGGCCACGCUGGUGAUCACCACGCGCCCGGGGGCCCUGCGAGAGCUGCGGCUCCUGGCGGAACAGCCGCUCUUCGUGGAGAUCGAGGGCUUCCUGGAGCCGGACAAGAAGGCCUACUUCCUGGAGCACUUCGGGGAGGAGAGGCAGGCCCUGCGAGCUUUCGCCCUGAUGAAGGGCAACGCGGCGCUGUUCCGGCUGGGCUCUGCCCCCGCCGUGUGCCGGAUUGUCUGCACCUGUCUGAAGGCGCAGAUGGAGGGCGGCGAGGACCCCGCCUCGACCUGCCAGACCACCACGUCGCUGUUCCUGCGCUUCCUCUGCAGCCAGUUCGCCCCGGCUCCCGGCGCCUGCCCCCAUCCGCGCCUCCAGGCUGCGCUGAGGGCCGCGUGUCUCCUGGCCGCCGAGGGCGCGUGGACACAGACGUCUGUGUUCGACGGGGACGACCUCGGGAGGCUCGGGCUCACGCCGUCAGCCCUCUGUCCUUUCCUGGACAAGCAGAUUCUCCAGAAGAACGGCGACUGUGGGGGCUGCUACUCUUUCGUCCACCUCAGCGUCCAGCAGUUGCUCGCGGCCAUGGUCUAAGUCCUGGAGACGGAGGAGGAGGAGGAGGAGGAGGAGGAGGAGGAGGAGGAGGAGGAGGAGGAGGAGGAGGAGGAGGAGGAGGCGGCGGCAAGAGGCGAGGCAGGGGGCUGCACAUGGGACAUUGGGGACGUGCAGAAGCUGCUGUCCAAGGAGGAGAGACGAAAGAACCCCGACCUGACCCGCGUGGGGUCCUUCUUGUUCGGCCUCCUGAACGAAGAGAGAGCCCGGGAGCUGGAGACCACUUUCGGCUGCCGAGUGUCGGGGGCGGUCAGGCGGGAAUUACUCAAGUGCAGGUCCGAGUCCGAUGGGAACGGACCUUUCUCCUCGAUGAUGGACACAAAGGAGAUGCUGCACUGUCUUCACGAAUCGCAGGAGGAGCAGCUGGUGAAGGACGCCAUGGCCCACGUCCCGGAGAUUGCUGUUCACCUGACCAGUGCGUUUGAAAUGGUGGAGGCUUCGUUCUGCCUCAAGCACUGUCAGGACCUGUGGAAGAUUUCCCUGCAGGUCGGCAAGAGGAUAUUCCUGGAGAACGACUCCAUGCAGAAGUCAAGCACUCAAGCUGAGAGGUCUCUGAAUGACCCUUUGCUUCCUUUCUGGAUGGACCUUUGUUCCGUGUUUGACACAGACAGGAAUCUGCUCUUUUUGGACAUCAGUUAGAGCUUCCUCAGUUUCUCAGCAGUGAGGAUUCUUUGUGAAAAAGUAGCCUCUGCUACCUCGAGUCUCCAGAAGGUGAUCCUCAAAAACAUGUCCCCAGUGGAUGCCUAUUGGAACUUGUGCAUUGCUUUUGGGGGUCAGCAGACCCUGACACAUCUGACCCUUCAAGGCAAUGACCAGGAUGAUAUGCUCCCCCCACUGUGUGAGGUCUUGAGACACCCGAAAUGUAACCUGCAAUAUCUGAGGCUGGCAUCUUGUGCGGCCACCAGGCGGCAAUGGGCUGAUCUCUCCUGCUGCCUCCACAUCAACCAGUCCCUCACACGCUUGAACCUCACAGCAAACGAGGUCCUGGAUGAGGUGGCCAAGCGGCGGUACGUGACCCUGGGACACCCGAAGUGCUGCCUACAGAGGCUGUCGUCACUGGAAAACUGUCAACUGACAGAAGCCUCUUGCAAGGAGCUGUCUUCUGCUCUGACUGUCAAACAGCGGCUGACCCACCUGUGCUUGGCCAAAAACGCUCUUGGAGAUCGUGGGGUGAAACUUCUGUGUGAGGAUCUGAGUUACCCCGAAUGUCAACUACAAACCCUGGUGCUAUGGUGUUUCAACAUAACUGGUGAUGGCUGCAGUCACCUUUCAACGCUUGUCCAACAAAAUUCAAACCUUACACACUUGGAUCUGGGACUGAAUCACAUAGGAAUUGUUGGACUGAAGUUCCUGUGUGAGGCUGUGAAGAAACUGCUGUGUAACCUAAGGAGUCUAUGGUGGUGGGGAUGUGCCCUCUCUCCAUUCUGUUGCGCAGACCUCUCAUCUGCCCUUAGAAGCAACCAGAACCUCAUGACUCUGGACCCGGGCCAGAAUUCCUUGGGGUAUAACGGGGUAAAGAUGCUGUGUGAUGCCUUGAAACAUCAGAGAUGCCCCCUGAAGACACUCAGAUUGAAGAUAGAUGAAUCUGAUGCUCAAGUCCAGAAGCUGCUGAAAGACACGAAGGAAAACAACCCACAACUGACUACUGAGAGUGACUGCGGAAAUCCAAAAAAUAACAGACCUUCUUCUCAUGAUUUUAUUUUCUGAAUCCUGGGGUUACUCAUUCUCCAGUAAAGUCGGGGAUCUUCAAGCUGAUGGUGAGCUUCCUGUGAGCUUUGUCAGUGAUGUCAAUUGCUGGGCUGGAUGUUAUUUUAACUGUGCUUGUGCCUCUAGCUUAUAUAAAACAUAUGCACAUCACUUAACUUUGCUGUGGAUGAAAUGUCUGUAUCCCAAGUACGUCAAGAGAAAUAAAGGUAAAAGCAUUCAUGAAUGAAGUCUCAUUUUAUUCAUGGAUUCCGACCAAACAUAGAGAAAAGAUAAUUUGUUUGGGAAGAACUUAGCUCAGGGUGGGGACAGGGGGAGAACGUGACAGAAAUGUUUCCAAUCACACUGAUUUUUGUCUUGUCACGUCAUUGCCCAGAGCAGGUAUUUCUUGAUCCACAUGGGUGGCUGUCUGAGGAGUCUCCCUCAUCAGGUUAUUUCUUCUACCAACCCCACAGUCUUUUGUAGUAUCCUUAGGUGCUUCAAUGAAGCUCAUGUGUGAUCAUCAUUGCUUUUUUUUUUUUUU
Messenger RNA from Sus scrofa (pig), 3810 nucleotides. The record is from RefSeq and is a predicted model, not a curated record. Lineage: Eukaryota; Metazoa; Chordata; Mammalia; Artiodactyla; Suidae.